This is a messenger RNA of Lactuca sativa (garden lettuce), 666 nucleotides long. The record is from RefSeq and is a predicted model, not a curated record. Lineage: Eukaryota; Viridiplantae; Streptophyta; Magnoliopsida; Asterales; Asteraceae.
AUGGGGAAAAUCAACAAUUUUCUGGGGUUAAAUAUUCGUCAAAGCAGUGAAGGUAUCUUCAUCAAUCAAGAAAAGUACUCUCGAAAUCUACUUGAAAAUUUUGGGAUGACGAAUAGUUCAAAGUUGCGAGUGUCGCUGGCUGUUGGAACAUGUCUUGGUCCUUCGUUGGAAAAAUCGACUAUUGAUCUCACAUUAUACCGAAGCAUGAUUGGUUCUUUAUUAUAUCUUACAGCAAGUCGACUUGAUAUAAUGUUUGCUAUUUGUAAUUGUGCUAGGGUUUUCAUUCAAGCGCUUUCAGAUGCAGACUUGGGUGGUUGUCAACUUGAUCGUAAAAGCACAAAUGGUGGACGUCAAAUUUUGGAUGGGAAGCUUGUGAGCUGGAAAUCCAACAAUCAAAGAUAUGUUUUGAUUUCUACAUCAGAAGAAGAAUAUGUUGCUGCUGCAGCCUGCAUUUCUCAGAUCAUUUGGAUUCAAAGUCAACUACAUGAUUAUGCAAUCAACAUUACGAAAAAGGUUAUUGGUCAUUGGACCACCUUCGACAUACUUCGCUUUCAACAUUCGACUGAACGAUUUAUUAACAGCCGGAGGAUUUCUGGAGCAGCAACGGCGGCAACCAGAGGAUUCCCUCAUAGUUCAGCCGCUACUACGAGGAUUGCUACUACCUGA